Messenger RNA from Teleopsis dalmanni, 3780 nucleotides. RefSeq names its product exportin-1 (gene emb). Bases 530 to 3715 code for a protein of 1061 amino acids. Gene Ontology annotation, molecular function: nuclear export signal receptor activity; small GTPase binding. Gene Ontology annotation, biological process: protein export from nucleus; ribosomal large subunit export from nucleus; ribosomal small subunit export from nucleus. Gene Ontology annotation, cellular component: nucleus; cytoplasm. The record is from RefSeq and is a predicted model, not a curated record. NCBI's taxonomy places the organism in Eukaryota, Metazoa, Arthropoda, Insecta, Diptera, Diopsidae. The transcript has 7 exons.
UUUGUAUUUGCGCAUGAUCAAGAGGACGCUGCUGCUGCUUCACUGCUGUUAUGUUAAAAGAAAUUCACAUCACAGCACAAAAAAAAAACUGCGAAAUUUUCUUAAAUAUAUUUUGUGCGAGUUUUGCCGCUGCAGUUUUAACAUAAAUACAAGAAAAUAUUUAUAAAAACAAAGCAAAAAUUGAUUUGCUCAGUUUUUAUGAAGGUGUACGCAUCAAUCGGCACUAUUUUUAUUAAAAUUAUUCAAAUUGAAGUUAGCCGAAAUAUACUUUUUAAUUCUUCUGUCUUCUGUUUCUCAUUUCAAUAAAAUUCGAGUCGGUGCGAACGAGUUCAAAAAGAACAAUUGGGCCGUCUUGUUUUUGCAAUAAUUAGCGGUGAGACGUAUACAACUGCAAUUUCAGCAUUUGAGCAUUUGAACAUUUGACAGAUUAUUCGGUUUUGGUUUUGGUUUUGUAUUCAAAAAAUAUAUUAACGUUGCUGCUGAAAUAUUGAAAUAUUGAGGCUAACAACGUCGCUUUUACUGCUGGAAAAUGGCGAUGCUCUCGACGGAGGAAGCCAGCAAGUUGUUGGAUUUUUCGCAGAAGCUUGACAUAAACUUGCUGGAUAAAAUUGUUGAAUGUUUGUAUAGUUCUCAAGGUGAGCAGUUGCGUCUAGCGCAGGACAUAUUAACCACUCUUAAAGAGCAUCCAGAUGCUUGGACACGUGUCGAUAGUAUCCUGGAGUUCUCUCAAAACCAACAAACAAAGUUUUAUGCACUACAAAUUCUUGAAGAAGUCAUCAAAACGCGUUGGAAAAUAUUACCGCGCAACCAGUGUGAAGGCAUUAAAAAGUAUGUUGUUGGUUUAAUCAUAAAGACCUCAUCAGAUGCUGAAGUGAUGGAGGCAAAUAAAGUUUAUCUGAAUAAGUUAAAUGUAAUUUUAGUGCAAAUAUUGAAGCGCGAAUGGCCGCGCAAUUGGGAAACUUUCAUUAGUGACAUUGUCGGUGCUUCAAAAACUAACGAGAGUUUGUGUAAGAAUAACAUGGUUAUCUUGAAGAACCUGAGUGAAGAAGUGUUUGAUUUUUCUGCUGGGCAAAUAACCCAAACUAAAGCAAAACAUCUAAAGGAUACGAUGUGUUUAGAAUUUUCUCAAAUUUUCCAGUUGUGCUCAUUUGUUUUGGAAAGUUCAAUGAAUGCCCCACUUAUACAUGUCACACUGGAGACUUUACUGAGGUUUCUUAAUUGGAUACCGCUCGGUUACAUAUUUGAAACGACGCUGAUUGAGAUAUUAAUAUUUAAGUUUUUAAGUGUACCAAUGUUUCGUAAUGUUACUCUUAAGUGUCUGUCUGAAAUUGCGGGUCUUACCGUACCCGAUUACAACGAGAAUUUCGCUACCCUAUUCCGAGAUACUAUGACGCAAUUGAAUCAAAUGAUUGGCCAAACAAAUAACAUGAGCCAUAUUUAUGCAAAUGGUUCCGAUACUGAACAAGAGUUCGUUCAAAAUUUAGCAAUGUUUUUGUGCACAUUCCUGAAAGAACAUGGAAAGCUUGUUGAAGAUACACGUCAUGUUGAGUUUCUUAAUCAAGCAUUGCUGUAUUUAGUUCUGAUUUCAGAAGUUGAAGAUGUGGAGGUCUUCAAAAUUUGCCUCGAAUAUUGGAAUAGUUUAGUAGAUGAUCUGUAUAACAGCGAAACAUUCAGUGAUGCUUUAUCCACUGGUAAACGUGGCACUCUACGGCGACGUAAUUUUUAUGCUCAUAUAUUAACGAAAGUCCGUUUCAUCAUGAUAUCACGCAUGGCCAAACCCGAAGAGGUGCUUGUAGUGGAAAAUGAAAAUGGUGAAGUUGUACGUGAAUUCAUGAAGGAUACCAACGCUAUCAACCUGUAUAAGAAUAUGCGUGAGACUUUGGUGUUCUUAACUCACUUGGAUUACGCGGACACUGAACGUAUCAUGACUUUGAAGCUAUUAAAUCAAGUUAAUGGUACGGAGUUCUCAUGGAAAAAUCUAAACACACUUUGCUGGGCGAUUGGCUCAAUAUCUGGUGCUUUUUGUGAAGACGAUGAAAAACGUUUCUUAGUAACUGUUAUUAAAGAUCUAUUGGGUCUUUGUGAACAAAAGAAAGGCAAGGACAACAAAGCGAUUAUUGCAUCGAAUAUUAUGUAUGUUGUUGGUCAGUAUCCACGUUUUUUGCGUGCCCAUUGGAAAUUUUUAAAAACUGUCGUCAAUAAACUAUUCGAAUUUAUGCACGAAACUCAUGAUGGCGUACAGGAUAUGGCUUGCGAUACAUUCAUUAAAAUUGCUAUUAAAUGUAGGCGCUAUUUUGUUACUAUACAACCAAAUGAGGCGUGCACUUUCAUCGAUGAGAUUCUAAGCACUAUGAGCAGUAUCAUAUGUGACUUACAACCGCAACAGGUACAUACAUUUUAUGAAGCUGUUGGUUAUAUGAUUUCAGCACAGAUUGACCAAAUACAACAGGAUGCUUUAAUUGAAAAGUAUAUGUUCUUACCUAAUCAAGUCUGGGAUGAAAUUAUAUCGCGUGCUUCAAAAAAUGUCGAUUUUUUGAAGAAUAUGACGGCUGUUAAACAGCUAGGUAGUAUUUUAAAAACCAAUGUGGCCGCUUGUAAAGCCUUAGGUCAUGCUUAUGUUAUACAGUUGGGUCGUAUAUAUUUGGACAUGUUAAAUGUUUAUAAAAUAACAUCAGAGAAUAUAAUACAAGCAAUCGAAUUAAAUGGAGUUAAUGUUAAUAAUCAACCACUCAUAAAAGCAAUGCAUGUUGUAAAGAAAGAAACGCUAAAUUUGAUUUCUGAGUGGGUUUCUCGUUCUAAUGACAAUCAGCUGGUUAUGGAUAACUUUAUACCGCCUUUAUUGGAUGCUGUGCUAUUAGAUUAUCAGCGUUGUAAAGUACCAUCAGCAAGAGAACCAAAAGUACUUAGCUCGAUGGCUGUUAUUGUUCAUAAAAUGCGUAAUCAUAUUACCAACGAGGUACCAAAAAUAUUUGAUGCAGUUUUUGAAUGUACGCUUGAUAUGAUCAAUAAAAAUUUUGAAGACUACCCACAGCAUCGUACUAGCUUUUAUGAGUUGUUACAAGCUGUUAAUGCCCAUUGCUUUAAAGCAUUUUUAAAUAUACCACCAAAUCAAUUUAAGCUUGUAUUUGAUUCCGUUGUUUGGGCAUUUAAGCAUACGAUGCGUAAUGUAGCAGAUAUGGGUCUUAAUAUUUUGUAUAAGAUGCUGCAAAAUUUGGAACAACAUCCACAAGCUGCGCAAAGUUUUUAUCAGACUUAUUUCACUGAUAUACUAAUGCAAAUCUUCUCUGUUGUAACUGAUACAUCGCACACAGCUGGUUUGGCAAAUCAUGCUAUUAUAUUAGCGUAUAUGUUUUCAUUAGUUGAAAAUAAUAAAAUAACAGUGAGUCUUGGACCUAUGGAGGAUAAUACUAUUUUCAUACAGGAAUAUGUAGCAUCAUUAUUAAGAUCAGCUUUUAGUCAUUUAACUGAUAACCAGAUUAAGGUUUUUGUUACGGGUCUAUUCAACCUUGACGAAAAUGUACAAGCAUUUAAAGAGCAUUUGAGAGAUUUCCUUAUUCAAAUUCGGGAGGUCACCGGUGAAGACGACUCUGAUUUAUAUUUGGAGGAAAGAGAAAUAGCAUUGCGGGAGGAACAGGCAAAUAAACGUCUUAUGCAGCGUAGUGUUCCUGGCAUGUUAAACCCUCACGAAUUGCCUGAAGAUAUGCAGGAUGAAUAAGUUUAUUUAUUUGAAAAAAAAAAAAAUUAAUUUUUACGGAUUCUUUUUCAUAGUAAUGAAAAAUU